Molecule: messenger RNA, 3096 nt
Organism: Schistosoma bovis
Lineage: Eukaryota; Metazoa; Platyhelminthes; Trematoda; Strigeidida; Schistosomatidae
Source: the annotation of a GenBank genome assembly
GAUAUGACUUCAGGGUUAAAGCAUGUGGCUUCCAAAUAAUAUUUUGGGAGAUCAAACGCCAAUCUGCGUUCCUUAUUUUUGGUUGCCAAGUAAAAUCACCAACCUUCAUUGUUUCAAAAGUAAGUAUGGGUAGUUGGCAGAAGGGUCCUACUACCCUCAUUAUUAUUUAAAAUAUAAUUACAAGUGCGUUCCAGUUUAUCCAUGUCCCAAAUCUUCUUACAAAGUAAAUAUUCGGCUGGUACUUUGUUAGAGUGUUAGACUUGUAGAUUACUAGCGUAGAUGGUCUGUGUCAUAUGAUUGGGGGCCUACUCGAGUUAGACGCGAAUGGUGUGGACAUCUAGCUAAAGUCGAAGUCACACCUCACGAUUAGUGCCUAACAUGGCUUACCCUUUCGUAUCCAGGUUCUGUCUACUUUGGUGACCAUACAACACAAACGACGUUGUUACAGAAAUAUAUUAGUACGAGUAGGUUCAAGAAGCAAAGUGCGACCACUGCUUCAUGGAUCAGUCCAUGGCGUGCAAUUAACUGGUGCGUGUUGGUUGCCCUUGACAAGAAUCAGUGAAUUGUUCGACAUUCAGUGACCCGACAAUCGGAUGAUUUGGCUAGGAUACUGACAUUUCGCUGGCCCUACAGAAUUUCUCGGGUUCACUAUUCCCGAACUACAGUGAAACACCAAAGAUCUAUAAGAACGAAAACCUCACGAACAAUGUUAAUCACAAUGAUUCUAAUUCAUUUCCCAUUCUAUGUGAGACAUGCUUAGGACCAAGUCCCUUCGUUCGAAUGAUGAAAGAGAAAUAUGGCAAGGAGUGUAAAAUUUGUGACCGUCCUUUCACUGUAUUUCGUUGGUGCCCUGGUCCCAAAGCCAGAUUCAAAAAGACUGAAGUCUGUCAGAGCUGUGCAAAGAUCAAAAAUGUUUGCCAGACCUGUUUGUUCGACCUCGAAUACGGUCUUCCUGUUGAAGUCCGUGAUAAAGCACUUCGUUUAUCACAACAAUUGCCGAAAAAUGAUGUUAAUCGAGAAUAUUUCCACCAGCAAAUUGAACAGAACCUUGAAGUGGAAGGUGACAUAACAGCUCCAUAUGGAGGAAAUCAGCUAAUUGGAAAAGCUAUUUCAAACACAGCAUCGGCAAGCAGUUCUAGCGGUGGUGGAGGCACAGAUUUACUUUUAAAGUUAGCCCGUACUGCACCGUAUUAUCGUAGAAAUCGCCCACACAUAUGCUCCUUUUGGGUGAAAGGUGAAUGUAGGAGAGGAGAAGAAUGUCCAUAUAGGCAUGAAAAGCCUACCGAUCCUGAUGAUCCUCUUUCUGACCAGAAUCUAAGAGAUCGUUACUACGGUCACGAUGAUCCAGUGGCAGCCAAACUGCUGUCGAAAUAUGACACAAUGCCUAAACUUAUUCCUCCUGAGGAUCGUACAAUAACCACACUAUAUAUUGGGGGUAUUCCUGAUGGAAUGACUGAAAAAGACCUUCGCAAUCAUUUUUACCAGUUUGGAGAGCUGCGUUCUGUUAAUCUCCAUGCCAAACAACAUUGUGCUUUUAUACAGUUCGCAACUAGAGGUGCUGCUGAACGUGCGGCUGAGCGGACUUAUGACCGAUUAAUUUUGGGUGGUCAUAGACUAACAGUCAAUUGGGGGAAAUCACCAGCAGCUUUGGCGGCUGCCAACUCUCACUCAUCAACAGAAGCUGGUGAUAUAAGUCUACCUCCUGUUCCUGGUUUGCCUUUGCCACCUGUUUUACCGCCUACCAACUUACUAAAUAAAGCUAUGACUAUCGGUCUUAGCGGGAAUUUCUUUAUGACACCUCCACCACCGCCACCUCCCCCACCGCCUCCUACUACCAAGUCACUAAUAAGUUCCAGUUCCGAUCAUGUGUCCAGUAGUAAGAUGCCACUUAUUCCACCUCCAAUUCAACUUGCACCACCAGUUGCUGAACCACCACCUCCUGGAGAAUUGUUCUUACGAGGUCCACCGCCUCCACCUUUGCCUCAUUUCACCGUACGUCCAAGUUUAUUACGAAACCCUCCACCAUUAGCACCUCCUGCCCUACGCGAUUCAAGCUCAUCGUCUUUGUUGCCUAUGCCUCCCCCUCCGCCACCGCCGCCGCCUCCACCUCCUCUUAAGUCACAACUCAGCACAACAAUGACUUCAACAUUGAAUGAAUCAAAGGCUAGUAAAAACACACCAGCUGAUGAUGAUCAAUUGGGUAUUCAUUAUCCAAGCCAAAAUCCUCAACGGUUGGGUAGUGUACCACACACUGAACAACAUGAUUGAAAAUGUAUACUUUUUGUUGAAUAUAAAUCAUCUGUCUUUUAUAACCACUCAAAGUCUUAUUUUAUAUAUUGUAUUGGGAUUAAUGGUCAUUUUUUAGUAUGUGAUCUAACUUGCUUCGUCAGGUUUGCGGGUAAAAAUACAUUUGUCUGUACUACAUAAACUUUCUCACGUAGAUUUUUGAUCCAAUUUUCGUAAUUAAUUCAAAAACUAACUUUAUAUUUGAGUAGUCGGCGCUUAUCUGUGCCUUUUUAUGGGAACUUGUUUCAAUAAUCAAAUCCUUUAAUCGGACUGAAGUGGGUUAAUUUUCAGGCGUAUAAACGUAUUGCAGAACCCCAGCUACCUUAGCGGCUUAGUCAUUCUUCAACAUCUGCCAUAUCCGUCAUAUAUUCGUGACUGGUUGAAUCUAAACUUUAUUAGUGUAGUUUAGGAUUGCGUAUAGCAAACGUUGGACCCUAUAUGAAAUAAUUUUCACAAAGUUGAAUAUUAUUUAUUUAAACAUAAACAUUCUCAAAAAGGGACACCAAUAUGUAUAUGCGUUAUACAAAGUAGUUAUCAAAUUUGUGUGUGGGGUCGCGCCACUGACCGAGUACCUAAACCAAAGCAGGUGGUUUUCUCAGAGGUCACUCCCCAAGGUUUUGACCAAUGGCUCUAAUCCACAAGGCAACAGAGUUGGGCGUCUAAUGAAUCUUUCAUCAGGAUCAGCAACAGACUGUCGAAAAUGUUUCCUGGUACCGAUAGUAGUGCGAUGCAUCCCGGGGAGGUAUCAUACUUCCCAGUCUUUCGGCACUUGUUAACAUAUUUGCAUUUACUUCUAUGUUUGGAUUCAGU